GAAGGAGGACAAUUCGUCUCUUGGGCUGCCGAAGCGACAGCUGUCAGAGAGGCAGGAGCUUCUGGGAGCCGCGGUCUGAAGGCUACGUGUGCUGCCUGGUCAUUCAAAGUGUCAAUUUUAGGUCCAGAAGUGUCCAAACCACAAGUUCUCAAAACUCUGAAAAAUGGCUCCCUCCAUGUUAAGAGUGCCUGGACACUGGAAAAAAAGAAUCCCUGAGCACCCGGAACUGGACACCAUUCCUGGUUCAGAUUUAAACAUCUUUGGAGGUCUGCGCGCGGCGGCCAUUGGCGGCGGAGUGUCACGUGACUGCGGGGGCGUGCCAAUGUGCUCCCAUACGGGUGUCAAGCCCUUGUCAGAGAGUGUGAUCACGAUCCUGAAACAUCGCGAUGCAAAAAGCGACCUACUACGACAGCUCGGCGAUCUACGGUGGCUACCCCUACCAAGCAGCCAAUGGGUUCGCUUACAAUGCCAGUCAGCAGCCUUACGCGCCGUCCGCCGCUCUGGGCACCGAUGGUGUUGAGUACCAUCGACCCGCCUGCUCCCUCCAGUCUCCCGCCAGCGCUGGGGGCCACCCCAAAGCUCAUGAGCUGAGCGAAGCUUGUCUGCGCAACCUGAGCGGCCCUCCUAGCCAGCCCCCAGGCCUGGGUGAUCCACCUUUGCCUCCACCUCCUCCCCAGGCAGCGCCCCCAGCCCCACAGCCUCCACAGCCCCCACCACAGCCCCCUGCGCCCACCCCUGCAGCUCCUCCGCCUCCCUCGUCUGUCUCUCCCCCUCAAAGUGCCAACAGCAACCCUACCCCUGCCAGCACAGCCAAGAGCCCCCUGCUCAACUCUCCCACCGUGGGCAAACAAAUCUUUCCCUGGAUGAAAGAGUCAAGGCAGAACACUAAGCAGAAAACCAGCGGCUCCAGCUCAGGGGAGAGCUGCGCUGGUGACAAGAGCCCGCCUGGGCAGGCUUCCUCCAAGCGCGCGCGCACGGCGUACACGAGCGCGCAGCUGGUAGAGCUGGAGAAGGAAUUCCACUUCAACCGCUAUCUAUGCCGGCCGCGGCGCGUGGAGAUGGCCAACCUGCUAAACCUCACCGAGCGCCAGAUCAAGAUCUGGUUCCAGAACCGCCGCAUGAAGUACAAGAAGGACCAGAAGGGCAAAGGCAUGCUGACCUCGUCUGGGGGCCAGUCGCCAAGUCGUAGCCCUGUGCCUCCCGGUGCAGGAGGCUACCUGAACUCUAUGCAUUCGCUGGUCAACAGUGUCCCAUAUGAGCCCCAGUCACCCCCUCCUUUCUCCAAGCCUCCCCAAGGCGCCUACGGGUUGCCUCCGGCCUCCUACCCUGCUCCCUUGCCCAGCUGCGCUCCCCCACCUCCCCCACAGAAACGCUACCCAGCGGCGGGGUCAGGCGCAGGGGGCACCCCUGACUACGACCCGCAUGCUCACGGCCUGCAGGGCAACGGCAGCUAUGGGACCCCACACUUACAGGGAAGCCCCGUCUUCGUAGGGGGCAGCUAUGUGGAGCCCAUGAGCAACUCUGGGCCAGCACUCUUUGGCCUAACUCACCUUCCCCACACCACCUCGGCUGCCAUGGACUACGGGGGCACUGGGCCGCUGGGCAGCGGUCACCACCAUGGUCCAGGGCCUGGGGAGCCACACCCCACCUACACGGACCUUACUGCCCACCAUCCUUCUCAGGGAAGAAUUCAGGAAGCGCCCAAGCUCACCCACCUGUGAUGAUGAGCUGAGGCUGCGAGCCAGGAGAGUUAGUUGCCCACCCGACCUUCUUUGGUUUCUUUUUCCUUUUUUGUCUUGUUUUAUGUUCAUCUUGCCUCUCCCUUUGCUCCUCUGCACCCCUCCCUCAUUUUGUUUUCUUUGGUAAUGCGUUUUUUAUAGUAUAUGUGACGGAGCAAUCUUGGUUGCUGGAAAGGUUGUCAGUAUCAGUAGCAACAUUUACCACCACCCCUCCUCGCCCUGGCCUAUGGCCCUGCACCCUUUCCCUUCUCUAUUCUUUGAUAAGAAACAGGGUAUAUGAACAAACUUUCUAGUCGAGUUUUCAAUGUGAAUUUGUUCAUACUUUAUGGCUCCCGAGAGGAAGCAACUGCGUUUUUUUUUUUUAAAGUUUUAGUUUUUAAAAUUGCACUUCUUGUAAUGAUCGAGAAAAAGAAAUCAAAGGCGCUUUGAAACAGGGACUCCCUGUGCAAAGAUGACUAAGUGUACGUCUUUCCGUGUGUGUGUGCUGGUGAACAGUCAGAUUUAUUUAUAUUUUUUGCAAGCAUUGAAUAGUCUAAGUUUUAAAUAUUAUUUAUCCCCAUCCGUUCGUAUUUAUAUUAAAGAAAUUCUGUACCCUGAUUGUUCAGAAGGUUUCUUGAGCCUUUUGUUCAAUGGUGUAUUGGCAUACAUAUAAAAUUUAUUUGAAAGGGAAAUAAAAAUUCCUUUAUAAAAACCGUAGCAAUGCAAUAAGAACAGAGAGGACCCAGAGUUUGAAAAUAGUGGUUUAGGUUUGUAACAUCCGGCAAAACUGAACGCUAAAAAUGCUAGAUUUGUUUUGAGAGUUUUACAUUCCUUGCUGCUCACAUUCUGAGAAACAAAACAAAAAAAAAAAUAAAGUUUUUAUUCUGAUUA
Molecule: messenger RNA, 2609 nt
Organism: Arvicanthis niloticus (Nile rat)
Lineage: Eukaryota; Metazoa; Chordata; Mammalia; Rodentia; Muridae
Gene: Hoxa3
Product: homeobox A3
Biological process (GO): anterior/posterior pattern specification; embryonic skeletal system morphogenesis; regulation of transcription by RNA polymerase II
Cellular component (GO): nucleus
Molecular function (GO): RNA polymerase II cis-regulatory region sequence-specific DNA binding; DNA-binding transcription factor activity, RNA polymerase II-specific
Source: RefSeq, a predicted model, not a curated record